Nilaparvata lugens (brown planthopper) is the source of this 1998-nucleotide messenger RNA. RefSeq lists its product as uncharacterized. Gene Ontology annotation, biological process: septate junction assembly. Bases 229 to 615 code for a protein of 128 amino acids. NCBI's taxonomy places the organism in Eukaryota, Metazoa, Arthropoda, Insecta, Hemiptera, Delphacidae. The transcript is spliced from 4 exons. The record is from RefSeq and is a predicted model, not a curated record.
UUACUAUGUCAUCUUUCGACAAUGUGAUUCAUAACAAUAACAAGGUGAAUCACAUUUUAAAAGUGAUUUGGAAUUUGAAUCAAGUGUGUCUCAAUCAAUACCAGCGAGAACAAUCUUAACCAGUUUGAAAUAGUGGAUUACUCAGACGUUCUGAAAAAAAUAACAGCAUGAUGUACGGUGCCUACUACAAUUUUAUUCAAGUAGUGUACUAAAUAAUUCCAUUCCAAAAUGCCAGUCAGCAGGUUGACCAUUGUCAAAUUCGCCGAAUUGAUCUUGGCCAUAGUGAUCGCAUUCCUGCACAACAGCACUUUCGAGGGAGCUGGCACUUUCCAGCUGUACCUGUUGGCCGCCACCUUCGGAGGAUUCGCCAUCAUUGUCAUCGGUGUGUUCCUCGGUCACAUCACAGGCAACCCUGUCAACAGGAGUGUGGAUCUGUUUUUCUGUGUGGUUGGAGCCAUCCUGUACAUCAUGGCCGCUUACUUCAGUUACCAGCGAUUCCAAGGCUGGACUUAUGACAAGAGCCACGCCAACCUGGGGCUUACCAAGUCUGCUCUCUCUCUCAUCCAGGGUAUUGUCUUCAUCGUUGACGGAUUCUUCACUUUCAAGCUUGAAUAAGUGCCAAACUUAACAAAAAAACAUUUCCAUCAUCAAUCCGUGAUACAGGAAUGUUGAAAUUGUCCAAAGUCGAUGGAUUGAAUGAAAGUUGCCAAACUGUACUAAACUAUCAUUUAAGUCCGAAUAAAUCUUCUAGUGAACAUAGUCUGCUGCUGGAGGGAACAAAAUCGAAUAAGACGAUUUUUUUUGGACUUUCAAAUCAAAAUUGUCAACUAACUUAUAUAUGUUGAUUGAUUUUGUCAGUCAUUGUUAUACUCGAAUGUUCCAUUUUAUUCAAUCAGUAACCUCUAGAAUUAUUCCGUAAAAAGUAAAUUAUAUAUUUGAAUAUAAAUUAUUCUCUUCGGAUUAAGUAAAACUUUUGGCAGAAUUUGGUAAUAACGUUCACUCCAUUCAUGAAAUAAUAAAUUUUCAACAUUAGAUAAAAGAAUGUCUCAUAACAAUCGAGAAAUUCUAAAUGAACAAAUUUGUAUUCUACUAUUUGUUAAAAUGAAAGCUUAAGAAAGAUUUAAAAAAAAUAAUUUAUUGGUAGUACAAAGUUUAAUUAUAUGAAUUAUUAAAUUAUUUAUUGUAAAAAACAGUAAUAAAUUAUUCAUCAUCGACAUUUCAUGAAAAAUUGAAAUUUGAACUACAAACUUCUAAAUCUUAUGAUAGACUUAUGUAUCAAUAUAGUACAGCUAUACAUGAUAAUCGUAUAGUUGAAAAAAGUUGUAAAAUGAACUAAUUUUAUGAAUAACCAAAAGUAAAAAUAAACGUUUGUCAUGUAGAAAAAUAAUUUCUUGUGUGAAUGUAGUGUCAAGGAGCCAGUAUUAUGAGUUCUAUUAUAAAAUGAUAAUCACGAUGUAUCAUGAUCAUGUAUUUUUCUCCUUGACAAAAAUCCUAGAUUCUAUGUAUACCAGUAAUUGAUGUAUCAGUAGUUGUUAUCAACUGCAUGUUGUAUGCUACACUGAUCCAGCAGCUUACCUGUAUUCCAAUUUUUGUUCAAGAAUGUUAUUAUUCAUACAUUUUCUGAAAAUAUUCUGUGAAAUCGAACUCAUAAUUCAAAUACCUACAGGGGCUACAUUAUCUUUUUGAGUAGCCUAAUGUCGUUUGUAAAAGAGUGUCGAAUUAUUAAGACAUUACUGUCUAUAUUAUAGUUUGUGUUUUAAAAAGUUGAGAAUUAUUUUGUAUGUUUCCACCAAUGUACCUAACACUGUAUUUUAUCUUUGAUAGGCCUACUAUUUCUAUCUACUCUAUAAACUACACAUUUGAAUUUUUCAUCACUCGAAUUCACACUUAAACGUUGAUUGUUGUUUUUAUACAUUAUUAAUAUAGUUCGUUUUCAAACGAGAUUUUCUUCAUUGGGUGCAGAGAAUCUCAAAAUAAAAUUUCUACUAUUUAUGUUAA